GCACGCACGCUAGACCGCAGUUUGGUGGCGCUUGCAUGCAACAUUUUAGCUACAGUAACAUUUAAUAUUUUCAGGUGCAGAGUAUGGAACCCUCAGAGCAUCCAGAAACCUCUGGCUCUUUUCAGAUGGCCAAUGAGAAUGUGCACCUAGACCUUCUAUCAACACAGACUGAUAUGGACCUGUUUUCUGGGCAUGCCGAUAUGGGCCUGCUGCCUGCUCAGACUGAUGUAGACCUACUGUCUCCACAGAGUGAUAUGGACCUACAGACUGAUAUGGAGGUGACCUGCUCACAGGGAACAGAGGGACAAAGUGGGCAGCAGCAGAAUCUUGAUGAGCUGACAACCAUUCUCACCCAAUCUGAAAGACAGAGGCAGAAAACUCAGGACAGCCUGAGCAUCCUGGGGGACCCAGACUCAUUGGAACUGUCCAAAGCCCAGGUGGAGGAGUUUUACAGCCGCACAGUCCUUCCCGGGCCCUCAGACCUUCCCGGGCCCUCAGACCUUCCCGAACAUUCAGGCCCAGCUACAGGCCUCAAUCAGGAUGAGCGGAGCGGGCAGGGCCACACAGAAGCCUUGCCAGAAAUGGGCGCUGAGCCAGGGACAGACAGGCUGGAGGUCACAGAGGGAACUCAGACUGUAACUGGUACACCGAUGUCGGAGACUGGAGAGGAGCGAAUGGACAUAGUACUAGAAGAUCCCUCUGCAACUUCUCAAGAUGACGUUGAUCCAAAUAUGCCUUCUAUAGUCAGCGUAGAGGGUUCACACUCUGAGGAUGGUCCAGGCAAAGAGGAAGCCUUAUCAUUCUUUGGAUUGGUGCCAAAGGUAGAAGACACAGGCACAGCAGAGAAAAAGAAUGAGAGAGAACAACCAGUGAGGGGCAGUAUGUCCCCACUAUCAUCCUGGGCCCAGCCAUUGACACCAGGUGAAGCUGAGGAACAACCUGAAACUGAGGUCGCCAUUGAGGAUCCAAAAGUUUCUCAAAGUGGUCAAAAUACUACGGGGAGAAAGAGAGGCCGUCCUCGUCGUGGAGAAGUGAGGAAAAACAUUACGUCUGAUGGAGACCAGCUAACAGACAGCGACUCUGACGAUACAGCUGACGAUCCGAGGGACACAGACUUUGACCCUGCACGGUCAGGCCUCCGACGCUCCACCAGGGCCUCCCAAAGGAGCCAAAACACCCUGUCCCCCCGGCUCAUUGCUCCCAAGCCGUCUUGCCCUGCCUCUACCCCUGGGUACACCCAGAGGUCUGGAGGACCCCCUCCACCCCGGCUGCCACCCCCUCGCCAGCCUACCAGAGUCCUCUGUGCCAAUUGCAGUGGAAUGCUGCAGAGCGGACAGACAGCCUACCAGCGCAGGGGUCAGCCUCAGCUCUUCUGCAGCUCCACCUGCCUUAACUCCUUUGGCAAGAAAGCCCCCAAGAAAAAGCCCUGUGCUUUCUGUAAAAGGGACAUGGGGAAUAGUAAAGACACCAUGCUUGCACAGGUUGGCCAGUCACAAUCCUUCCAAGAAUUCUGCAACAACACUUGUCUUUCCAUGUAUGAGGCCCGGCUGGAGAAGGGUUCGAAACAGCCCCCCAAACCAAGUACCCCUGGCCAAAGAUGCAGUGUGUGCAACCACAUGCGUGAGAUCAACCAUGAGGUAACCAUGGGCAAUGUGAUUCACCUCAUGUGCAGUGAUGCCUGUUUCAACCGUUUCCGGGCCACCAAGGGCCUGAAGACCAGCUGCUGUGACGCUUGUGGCACCUACAUCAACACCUUCACCUCCCGGCCUGAGUACCUACUGCAUGAGGGCCAACAGAGGAGGUUCUGUAACUCCUCCUGUCUCAGACUCUAUAAGAUGAAAAACACUAAGGUGCUCUCGUGCCAGUGGUGUAGGACUUUGUGUAAGAUCUUUGACAUGCUGUCUAAAGUGGAUCAGUAUGGGAACACCAAACACUUCUGUUCUUUGUGCUGUAUUGCUUCACAUAAAGUGAAAACUUCUGGGGACACAGUUCCCAGUGACUCUUGCAGUUUCUGCAAAAGAAGCCCCUCUGAACCGUACUACUGUAAAGCAAAUGAGACCAUUUACGUCUUCUGUAGCCCUAGCUGUUGGAGCACAUUUCAGCGCAACAGUCCCAAUGGAGAUCUCUACUUCAACUGUGUCUCCUGUCAUAACAUGUUCAAUGGGAAACCAGUAAUCUUAGAUUGGCAGGACUCAAUAUAUCAGUUUUGCUGUAAGGAGUGCUGUGAGGACUACAAGCGCCUGAAUGGUGUGGUUUCUGUGUGUGAGCACUGCAAGCAAGAGAAACCUCUGCAUGAGAAGAUGAAGUUCUCUGGGGUGGAGAAGGCGUUCUGCAGUGACGGUUGCAUACUACUAUACAAGCAAGACUUUGCUAAACAACUGGGCCUGUGCUGUAUAACUUGUACAUACUGUUCUCAGACCUGCUCACGGGCGGUCACAGAGGAACAGGAUGGCAACACGUGGGACUUCUGCAGCGAAGAUUGUAAAAGCAAAUACUUCCUGUGGUCCCUGAAAGAAGCAAAGUGCCAUGCCUGCAAGCGUCAGGGGCAGCUCCUGGAGACCAUCCACUGGAGGGGAGAGAUCAAACACUAUUGUGACGAGCCGUGCCUCCUGCUCUUCUACAGCCAACAGAACCAGCCCAACCUAGACACCAAGCAGGGCCCUGAGAGCCUGCUCAACAGUGCUACAUGUAAUUCCUCAGAUUCUACGCCUCCCCCUGCUGCUACAAAGACAAGUGAAGCCACAGAAAGAGUACUGACAAGGACUGUAGCCAAGCCUGCUCCUCCCGUCACUCCACCUAUCUCCCAAAGGAACAAAUCCUCCAUGUGUAAACCCAUGAUGACUACUACCGGUGUCACAUGUAAACCUGAGAUGAAGUCCCAGAGUUCCCAGACAGAUGAUUUCUUGCAGUCUCCACCUGCGAUGUUGCCAGUCCCUGUGCCUGUGUUUGUUCCUGUGCCUUUGAAUAUGUACUGUCAAUACACUCCCAUAACAAUGGCCCUGCCUCUGCCGCUCCCAGUCCCCAUGUUCCUACCUGUCACACUGGAUCAUAUCGAUAAGCUUGUGGAAUAUAUAAAAGAGCUGAAACUCCAGAUCCCGUCUGAUCCACUGGAGGCUGACAUUCUGGCCAUGGCAGACAUGAUAGCAGAGGAGAGUAAAGGCAAGGGCUCCUCUGAUCUGUCUGAUCUGGACAGUGAACAGAAAGCAGGCCCGUUGCUGAGGGACUACAGCUUAUUUGAGUCUUCAUCCCAAGAUGACAUCCUCUCCAUGGCUGUCAAUAUGGAUGAUGUGCUGACUGAGCCAGGUCAAGACCCAGUAGAUGAGCUCACCAAAGCUUCCCUGGACCUGAACCCCAAUGUUGAUUUUCUCUUUGACUGUGGGAUUCCGCCACAUGCUACUUCACCAGAGCAGAGCUCCAACGUCGCUGUUCAGAAGGGUCCCAAGCGUCAGGCCAUGCCAGAGAUGACCUUACAUGAUCCCCUGGACAGUCAGCCUCUUGGUGCUGGCUUGAACAGCUCCCUUGGGGUCAAAGCCUGGAGGUCAUGGUCCCAAAGCAAGCACUCAGACGCUGAUGACAGAAAACAGAAACCAUUAGACCUUCUGUUGUGUAGUCCUGAGGAACUGAACCAUGGCCUGUCACAGUUUGUCCAAGACAUUGUUCAUCCCAGAGGACCAUGCUACAAGCCUGACAGCAUAUUUUACCUAUGUCUUGGUGUUCAACAGUAUCUCCUCGAAAACAACCGGAUGGUGAAUAUAUUCACAGACCAGUUAUAUGUCACCUUUGCCCAGGAGCUGAAUAAGAUUGUCAACAAAUGGCUGCCAUCUAACGGUGGUCUCGUGUCUCGUGUCCUGGAGGAGCACCUGUGGGAAUGUAAACAGCUGGGUGUGUACUCACCCUUCGUCCUGCUCAACACCCUCAUGUUCUUCAACACCAAGUCCUUUGGCCUAACCACCGUGGAGCAGCACCUCCAGCUCUCCUUUGCUACAGUCACGCGCCAGGCCAAGAGGAGGUCUACACCACAUGGCAUGGUCAAGUCAUCUAGUGUCUGCUACCACCCCAAAUCACAUCACAAGAGAACCAGCAAAGAGGUCGGCUUGGGAAAGAGGAAACGGGAUGAGGCUUCUGAGCUGGAGCAACAAGAGAACCGGAUGAACCCUCUCAGAUGCCCCGUCAAAUUCUUUGAGUUCUACCUCUCCAAAUGCUCUGAUGGUGUGCGGAGCAGCUGCAGUGCAUUCUACCUGCAGCCGGAGGGCACAUGUAUGGCCGAGAGUUCUCGCUGGUACUCUGACAUCCCCAUGGACAAGGGCAGGCUGGGAAUUAUGCUCAACAGGAUCCUGGCUGUCAAGGAUGUCUAUGAUGAGCACCCAGCACAGGAAGACAUGGACUGACAGCCGCACUGAUAGAUUGCACAACAAGUUUAUAUAGUGUACAUUGCUGACAUGGAAGCCGCUAGCACAAGGGAUGACAAGCAUAACUACAAUGCAUUUUUGUUCCAUGUUUUUUUUCUAUAUCACCCCUACACAAAUAGUUCAGUGAGCAUUUCCCCCCAUAGAAUUACCAUUAUACACUGAGUGCGCAAAACAUUAGGAACAACUUCCUAAUAUUGAGUUGCACCCGUCCCCCCACCUUUGUCCCCAGAACCGCCUCAAAUUGCCUGGGCAUGGACUGCAAGGUGUCGAAAGCGUUCCACAGGGAUGCUGGCCCAUGUUGACUCCAAUGCUUCCCACAGUUGUGUCAAGUUGGCUGGAUGUCUUUGGCUGGUGAACCAUUCUUGGUACACACGGGAAACUGUUGAGUGUGAAAAAUACAGCAGCGUUGCAGUUCUUGACACUCUCAAACCGGUUGGCCUGGCACGUGCUACCAUAACCUGUUCUAAGGCACUUCAAUCUUUUGUCUUGCCCAUUCACCACCAGAAUGGCACUGUCUCAAGGCUUACAAACCCUUCUUUAACCUGUCUCCUCCCCUUCAUCUACACUGAUUGAAGUGGAUUUUACAGGUGAAAUCUAUAUGGGAUCAUAGCUCCUGGUCAGUCUAUUUUAUGGAAAGAACAGGUGUUCCUAAUGUUUUGUACAAUUAGUGUAUGUACAGAAACUUAAUAGCACUGUAGUAUACCACCAUCAGUUCAGGUAAUCUAUUUUGAAUGCUCAAGUACAUUGGGCACUGUCAACGACAACUAGUUGAGACUUCGUGUCUGUUCGUAUUGAAACUCAUACAUUUGUUUUUUUAUGAAGUGUACAGAACAGCUGUAUUAUAGAAGUACUUUAGUUCACAAAUCCAUUUAAUUGACACUGCAUUUCACACCCUACGCCAGCCUCACUGGAGUUUAUUUCAUUAAAAAGCUUAAUGUUCAGAUAGUGA
This is a messenger RNA of Salvelinus namaycush (lake trout), 5358 nucleotides long. RefSeq names its product zinc finger MYM-type protein 3-like. The record is from RefSeq and is a predicted model, not a curated record. The transcript has 25 exons. Gene Ontology annotation, molecular function: zinc ion binding. The coding region runs from base 84 to 4388 and encodes 1434 amino acids. Lineage: Eukaryota; Metazoa; Chordata; Actinopteri; Salmoniformes; Salmonidae.